Messenger RNA from Amphimedon queenslandica, 1472 nucleotides. Its product is annotated as P-selectin-like. Lineage: Eukaryota; Metazoa; Porifera; Demospongiae; Haplosclerida; Niphatidae. The record is from RefSeq and is a predicted model, not a curated record. The coding region runs from base 24 to 1379 and encodes 451 amino acids. The transcript has 7 exons.
CUCAAUAUCAACAAGUAAUAAUUAUGAAGCUUUACCUUGUACUAUUUCUUGCACUCAUCUCUGCAGUAGUUGUGAGCAGUACCGGUUCGUCAUCACAUUCAGAUUCAUCACGUUCAAUUGCUCGUUGCCCUAAACCUGUAAUACAAUAUGGAUUUAUUCGUAAAGGACGUAGGAAUGUCUACACUUCUGGUAAAAAAGUCAUCAUUGCCUGCAGAAGUGGAUAUCAACUGAUUGGACAGAGUAAAGUUAGGUGCUUGAGGAGUGGCCAUUGGCGUCCUAGACUACCUUACUGCAAGAAAGUUGGUUGUUCAAAAUUACCAGCUCCUUCUUAUGGAAGAGUUUGGAUUAAAGGACUUGUUGCAACUUUUAGAUGCAACAAGGGAUUUAUAUUGAAGGGAAGCUCAAAGAGAGUAUGCAAGUCAGGCAGUUGGACUGGGAGUCCAACAAGAUGUGUACCAAAAGUAACAUUACCACCUCCUCCAAGCUGUCCAAAACUAGCUGCUCCUUCCAAUGGAAAGAUUACAUUGAGGAAUAGCGGAACAAAAGCAGUGUACACCUGCAAUAGUGGAUUCAAACUGAGAGGAAAUUCAAAAAGAUUCUGUAAAUCAAACAAAUGGACUGGAAGCCAACCAACCUGUGUACCAAAAGUAACAGCUCCACCACCUCUUAUGUGUCCAAGAUUAGCUGCCCCUGCUAAUGGACAGAUUGUGCUCAGCAGUGGAGGAUUAAAGGCAGUAUACAAGUGUAACAAUGGAUUCAUCUUGAAAGGAUCUUCAACACGUCAUUGCACACGUCAAGGAUGGACUGGAUCAGCACCAACCUGUGAAAGGCCUGUAAAAUGUCCUAGACUAGCUGAUCCUGAGAAUGGUGAUGUUAAGUUCCAACAGUCAGUGGGAUCCACUGCUAUGUAUACUUGCAAUAGAGGUUUUAGACUAAUUGGAAGUGACAGGAGAACAUGUCAACAAAAUGGAGUAUGGAGUGGACAGCAACCAAAAUGCAAAUCUAUAUUUUGCCCAAAGUUAUUUGCUCCAAGAUAUGGGAGUGUCCAACAGACUGGUAAUACAUAUGGAGCUAGAGCUGUCUAUCAGUGCAAUGAUGGUUUUCAACUGGACGGUAAUACAGACAGGAACUGUCUAUUGAGUGGACAAUGGUCAGGCAGUACACCUACAUGCAAAGCUCUUCCAACUCGUCCUCCUCCCAAGGUCUGUAAGCAUCCUUACGCUCCCAAGUUUGGUUUUGUGUCUGUGAUUGGAUCCGUUGCUCAUUACAGCUGCUCUCAAGGCUACAAGCUGAUUGGUUACAAGUCAAUCCCCUGUGUUGGUGGUGUGUGGCAGUAUCGGCCUCCAUAUUGCUCCCCUCAAUAUCAAUAUCAUUACUGAACUUAUGAUAAUUAUUGUAUUUUUGCUGCUAUAAUUUAUUUUUGCUGUGUAUCUAUAUUAAAUAUUGAUCAAUGAUAGUUUUCAAACAAUAAA